Apiotrichum porosum is the source of this 663-nucleotide messenger RNA. RefSeq lists its product as uncharacterized. The record is from RefSeq and is a predicted model, not a curated record. Gene Ontology annotation, biological process: transcription initiation at RNA polymerase II promoter; RNA polymerase II preinitiation complex assembly. The coding region runs from base 1 to 663 and encodes 220 amino acids. NCBI's taxonomy places the organism in Eukaryota, Fungi, Basidiomycota, Tremellomycetes, Trichosporonales, Trichosporonaceae. Gene Ontology annotation, molecular function: transcription coactivator activity; protein heterodimerization activity. Gene Ontology annotation, cellular component: nucleus; transcription factor TFIID complex. The transcript is spliced from 4 exons.
AUGGCUGGUCUCGCCCUUCCCAGUGCAGCGGCAUCAGCAGCCAACUCGCCCGCCAAGGACAAGAAGAGGAAACGUGCAAAGCCCAAAAAGGACGACGACGACAGCGACGCCGAGCUAGAAAUCUCCGCCGAAGACUUGGUGGCCGCGGACGGCGAUGGCGAGACCCGCGCAGCCGAGGGUGGCGAGGACGACGAUGAAGAGGAAGCAGCACAGACGGGCGCAGCUGUCGCGCGACACGUCAAGCGCGAGGCACAGAGGAGACGAGAGCAGACUCUGUUGCUGCGCGGUGUCCUGGAUGAGGAACAGGGAAAACGCUUUGAUGCCUUCCGCUCCGUCGUCAUUCCCAGGCAGGUCGUGAAGAAGCUCAACAAGGACCUCUACGAUCAAAACGUUCCUAACAACCUCACCUCGGUCGUGGCCGGUAUGGUCAAGGUGUUUGUAGCGGAUGUUGUCGAGACCGCUGGCCCGUCUCAAGCUGCAGGAGCGCGGCAUGAUGGCUGCCCCGUCGGGUUCAGCUGGUGGGAGCACGAGCAGCUCGACAGGUCUGCGUCCCCGCAAGCGUCUGUUCCGCAAGUGAGGUCGCGCACGGUUGCAAGUGCAAGGUUGCGAAGGGAGGCCGAGGAAAUGGCCCAGGCUCCAAGAGUGGAAGUGUUCGACUCUUGA